CUUACCUGUGUAUGCGUUUUUUUUUUGUUUGUUUUUUUUUUUAAAGGGGUUUACUGCUCGGGCAUUAUCACAAUAGUUUUCAGUCUCAAAGUUCAUGCCUUCUCUAUAGAGCUUGCAAUGGAAAAUAUUUCAUUUUCAAAUAACCAUUUUAACAUUUCUCUAACUUUUCAUCAGCAUAUAAUAAAAUACUGAGAUUAAACGCCUCAAUGUCUAUUCCACAGUUAGCCCUCUUAAUUUCCUGAGCCAAAUCAUUAACAUAAAGAGCAAACAAAGUAGGAGAGAGGACAUCUCCUUGUUUUAUCCCAAAUGGAGUAGGGAACCAGUCCGUCCUCAGAUUGUUCACCUGCACACAUGCUUCUGGUGCAUUGUAUAAGGCUUUGAUUGAAUUAUAGAAAAUACCAUGCUUAAUUAAUUUAUAUUCCAAGAGAACGCUAUGUAUCCAACCAAAUGCUAAUUUUGCCAGGAAGUGCAGCUGCAGUCCUUUAGCAGUCAGAUACACUCGACAAACCAACAGCUUGGAAGACAAAACCAAGAUCUGGAUGCCCAAGGGUUUCUUCAGCAACUGCUUCAGCAGCAGUGGUCAAAUCAAGCUAGUGUAAAGUGUUUCACCAGCACUGUACAUGAUUAACUUUAAGAUCAUGGCUUCAGAAGCCCCUGAUCAAUGACACACAGAGGUUAGCCCCGCAUUGCUGGUCCCAGGCACACAGGAACUGGACAACCAGGAAUUAGAAGAUUCUGUGGUCAGAUGAGUCCAGUUUCCAGCAUUGUCUUCCACCUGCUAAUGUGAGGCUAUGCAGAAGGCCAGGCAAAGCAUCAUCUUCAGCAUGUACAGUACCUACUGUCAAGCAUGGUGGAGGCAGUAUCAUGGUUUGGCGAUGCAUGACUGUUCCUGGUGUUGGUCAUCUCACUGUCUGUGAUGGCACAUCUCUGCCAAUUAUUGUGCCAUUCUCAAAACCCACAUGUUCCCUUCUGCAUGUGCACUGUUCUGUUGAAGUCAAAGCUGUAUGUUUCAACAAGAUAAGGCCCCUUAAACACAUCCAGGGCCAGUAGAACUUGGCUGCAGGAGUUCAGUAUCCAGGUCUUACAGUGGCCAGCUUAAUCAACAGACAUGAGCCCCAUUGAAAAUCUGUGAUGGAUUAUCAAAAGGUCUGUUUCAAAGUGUAAACCAAAGAAAACAGAAUAAUUACAGCAGUAAUUCAAGAAGAAUGGGACAAGAUUAGCCCUUAACAGUGUGAAAGGCUCCUGGGGAGCAUGCCGGCCAGGAUUAGAGCUCAACUGCAUGCUAAUGGCAGGACUGCUAGCUAUUAAUUUGAUGAUGUGAUGAUUUAUUUAUUGUAUUUUCUCUCCUAAAGGUGAGACUAUGAUGUGGAAGGAAAGGCUUCCAGCCUGAAGGAGCUGCAAAUUCAGAGUCAUGAGAUGGAUUUUAAGUGUGUAGCAGAAGGUUCAUCCAAGAGAAUAGGGCGGUACUACUAUUCUUAGACUUAAGUUCAGUUUUAACUCGCUAUUUGGUUUGGUUUAAUCAGGGUGAUGAGUCACACCACAUCUCCUUUAUGACUGGUUGAAUUGCAGUGAGAAUGCAAAGGUAGGUUGUUAAACCGGUUUACUUUUGAUUCUCAUCUAAAUUUUCAUGCUUUUACCGUAAAUUCUCUCGACUUCAGUGAGUUUAAGAAGAAACUUUUCUCUUCACACACUGAAUCUUCUAACAAGAAAUCAAUUAAUUUUACGGUACGUUAGAAAUUCAGUUUCAUACUAAGGGGAUUUUGUGAGUGUGAUGAGCUAAAAAAUAAUUUGUAUAUCAUUUGUAUAAUGCCAGAUAAGGUUAAGGUUAAAAACUCAACACUUGUGUAAAAACAAACAAAAAAAAGUUCUUCCUCAUCACCAGUGUUUUGUUAAGCACAUAUGCAAAUACCACACCUCUCCUCCCCUUUGCCACUGAUGUGUCAUCAUCACAGAAAACCUUCAAAUAAGAAGUUGCAGCCAGUUGUCUGGAAGUCAAACUGUCAGUCAGUUAUCAUCCUCUGAUACUGAUAGGGAACAUUUGCACAUUUAUGAUUUUUUCCAGGACUUGAUUUAUUCUCAUUUACGGUAAGAGAUCAAUUAAACAUUUCCACAUUUAAAGUGAUGAUUCUUGUUUAAAAAGUACGAUUAUUACUUUAUUUGAUUUCAAUUUGAAAAAUGUAUUAUCAGUUUAUUUGUGACUGAGUAGGAAUAUGUCCCACAGGAAUCAAGUGAACACUGUAGCCAAUAAUAAAAAUAUUAAUAACAAUAAUAAUCAUCAUCAAUUAUCUCUAAUUAUUAUUGUUGUUGUUUUUAUUCUUAAGUUAAUAUUAUGAAUCCACGACUCAGCUCUCUCACUCCUUUUGCUGAGUAUGGCUAUGAAUAAAUGGUGAUAGUGUUUAUUUAUUCAUAACUGUAGACUUACUUGUGCGUUUCACCACACAUUUUGUCCACAGACUGGACCUGUUUUCCAGUCACAAGUGUCAACAAAUCCAGGAAGAUGUCCAAAUUUAAGGUGUUUAUUUUACUGCUGUUUCUCACCGGGGUUAGUCUGUUCAUAAGAACCCACUUCAACUUAACUGUCUGGUUCCACUCUCUACAACAAAGCCCAUGUGCUUGUGAGAAGUGUUUAUCAGAAGAUAAGCUGUUGCUCAUGCAAAGUUUCACCAGUUCUGUGGACCCAUUUUUGUCUGUGAACUACAACCUGUCAGAGGAUGCCUUCAACUGGUGGAAGGUAAGUCACUCACCUGCCAAUAAAAAUCAUCCUGCAGUUAUCAGAUGAGAAUCUGAAACCUGUUUUCCACCAAGGCAGGUUGUUUUGUACCCAGCCAGUGUAUAAUUUUAAAGCAGUCCUUCGACAGCCAAACAGCUGGUUCUCUGUCAGGAUAUAUAUAUAUAUAUAUAUAUACAUAUAUAUAUAUAUAUAUAUCCCUUUUCCUUUCCUCCCAAAAUCUACACCGGAACUUAGUAGACUGACUGCAAGAAUCUGAGCUUGUCACUGCUUUCUUCCUUACGAGGCAAACUGUCCCUACCUGCUGUGUUAAGUGAAAAUGUAAAACACUGCACUUGUUCUAUUUUUUUUAUUCAUAUAUACAUAUAUGACAAUGCAUGAUUAUUUGUCGUGGCAAAGACACGUGGGUUUCAAUGAUCCCAUUACAGAAAAUUCAGAAACUCAGGAUUGCCAUUUGCAGCAGUGUUUAUAAAUGUUGGCUGAAUUCUAAUUAAAGAUCAAGAAAAUCUUUUUGUCUUGGGAAAGACAAACUUUCUCUUUGUACUGUGGUCCUCAGCGAAAGUUCAAUGAAGACACCAGUCUUUGAACAGAUAUGCAAUGCCAUAAUGAUGUGACUCCAUAAAGACUCUGAUUUGACUCAUUCUCAUACAUAUGGAUGAGGAGGGACAUCAUCCACCUCCUAGUAGGCGAGAAGGUGUAUUUUCCACACCGAGUGUCUAACCUGUGGAAAAGCAGCAGGCUCCUAGACUGUUCGCAAGUUAAACCAGCUUCAGAACUAGCAACUGAUUCUCAUUGGUAAAAGAGAAGUAGAAAUACAAAUGUUCUUGUAUGCCUGUUUGCUCAUAUAAUGCAAAUGAUAACUGGUUUAACAACAGAGUAUGUCUGGUAUUUCUGUCAGCACUUACAGAAUGAAAGGCGCAGCUUCAGCACCUAUAAAACAACAGUAGAGAGGCUGUUUCAGAUGUUCCCACCAACUCCAGAUCUAACAGAACCCAGCCCUGACCGCUGCAGGAUUUGUGCUGUGGUGGGAAAUUCUGUUAAUUUAAAGCGAUCACACUACGGACCUCUGAUAGAUUUCCAUGAUGUCGUCAUAAGAAUGAACUCUGGUCGUAUCAACGGCUAUGAGGAAGAUGUUGGGACCAGAACAACUCAUCGUGUCAUGUAUCCAGAUGCCGUGGAUUUAGACAACACCACUCAUCUUGUGCUGUUUCCAUUCAAGAUACAGGAUCUUGAGUGGCUCAUCAUGGCCUUCACAACAGGAUUUACUGGAAAAUCAUAUGCAGCAGUAAAAUCCAAGGUUCAAGCUAACAAGGAUUUGGUAAUGGUGGUCAAUCCAGCCUUCAUGAGGUAUGUUCAUGACAUCUGGCUGGAUAAAAAUGGCGGGUAUCCAUCCACUGGCUUUAUGGCUUUGGUUCUUGCGCUGCACAUCUGUGAUCAGGUCCGUGUGUUUGGUUUUGGUGCAGACAGUGAUGGAAACUGGAGCCAUUACUGGGAGAAGCUUAAAAAUAAAAAGUUACGAACUGGACAGCAUCCUGGACAGCAUGAGUAUGACAUUAUCCAGCAGUUGGCUGAGGAACAAAAAAUCCAUUUUUUUACAGGGCACUGAUCUUUUAUCAUUUAAAGUUAAAUAUACAACUCAUUCAACUGAGACUAUAGGAACUGAUUCAGUGGAAUGAACGAAUAUUACUGUCAAUCCUGUACAAAGAAGGGCACAUGUGCUAAGCUGCUGUGCUAAAAUUUUUCCAUGUGCUUUUAUUGUUUGUGUUGUUCCUCUCUAUUACAGAGAAAAAAAAUACAAAUAUUUUCUUUUUAUUAUCUUCUUUAAUGCUUGUCCAAGUUGUUUUCUCCUGAAUAGAUCUUUGCUUGUGUUGUAUCUACUCUCAGAUGUAUGUUGCUUUGGAAAUCAGCGUCUGUAAAUGAAAUUAUAGAAUCAAUGUGUAAGUGAAAUUUUUUUUUAAACAGGAGGAGGUGGGGGUCAUGGUAGUGGUGAGCUGAAUUAUAACAAAAGCUGACUUGUAUGAUAACUAAAAACAAAGGCACUGUAUUUAACUUGUGUGAUAUGAUCUCUGUGGAAAUGUUCUGUCUGCACAAAUAAAUGAAAACAAAAACG
Molecule: messenger RNA, 4838 nt
Organism: Acanthochromis polyacanthus (spiny chromis)
Lineage: Eukaryota; Metazoa; Chordata; Actinopteri; Pomacentridae
Product: CMP-N-acetylneuraminate-beta-galactosamide-alpha-2,3-sialyltransferase 1-like
Molecular function (GO): beta-galactoside (CMP) alpha-2,3-sialyltransferase activity
Source: RefSeq, a predicted model, not a curated record